Molecule: messenger RNA, 4566 nt
Organism: Ooceraea biroi (clonal raider ant)
Lineage: Eukaryota; Metazoa; Arthropoda; Insecta; Hymenoptera; Formicidae
Gene: lqf
Product: epsin homolog lqf
Biological process (GO): endocytosis
Cellular component (GO): plasma membrane; clathrin vesicle coat; endosome
Molecular function (GO): clathrin binding; phospholipid binding
Source: RefSeq, a predicted model, not a curated record
GUCGCGCGUGGACGCACGUCGCGCAGGAGGAAGAGGAGGGGGGGGGCGGUGGCUGUGGGGUGACGACCGUGGUUGCUUGUACGUUGCGAUCGCUCCUCGAGACCGCGACAUACGUGCGUACGGUGAAAAGGACACGCGCAGCGCCGCCGAGAAUCGACCUCUAAAUUUAGUAAUUGUACAAUGGAGCAAUAAUUUCCUGCCCGUUUCCUCCGUCGCUUUUAACGCUGCCGUCUUCGUCGCGCCUCGUGCACCACGGUGCAUCCCACUGUACGCGCGAUCCUAGUGCGUUCAUGAUCGCCUCCCGAGUGCGAGUGUCAGUCGGAUGCAAGUUUCCUGCUUGCCUUUUUGGGUUCCGAUACCGCAGGGAUAUUGCUACUUCGUCUUACCUCUCGAGUAUAUCUCGAGACAGCAGUUCCACAGCUAACAGCAAUACACUUAUUUUUAAAGGAAACGCAUCUUCAUCACCAUCAAUCAAUAAUAUUUUAGAUGAGAAGACAAGGUCAAGACGUUAUGCAGGUGAACUUAGCAGGUAUCAGGCGAGAUAUUAUGAAUCUUGCCCAUAAUUACAGCAAUGCUCAGAAAGCUGUACGAAAAGCUACCAGCAAUGAUCCUUGGGGUCCAAGUAGUACACUUAUGGCAGAAAUUGCCGACUUAACAUAUAACGUUGUAGCAUUCACGGAAAUUAUGCAAAUGCUAUGGAAAAGAUUAAACGAUCACGGGAAAAACUGGCGACACGUAUACAAAGCCUUAGUUCUCUUAGAGUAUCUCAUCAAGACGGGAAGUGAAAAAGUAGCGCAACAAUGCAAGGAAAAUAUUUUCGCCAUCCAAACUCUAAAAGAUUUUCAAUACAUGGAUGGACAUAAAGAUCAAGGAAUUAACGUGCGGGAAAAAGCGAAACAAUUAGUGGCCUUAUUAAAAGACGACGAGAGAUUGAGAAAUGAGCGAGCUAGGGCGUUGAAGGCGAAAGAGAGAUUUGCACAGUCGGUCAGCGGUUUUGGAAGCGACGGUUUGGAUACCAUGUCACCUGUCAGUAGUGAUUUUCAGGAUUGGGAGCCCUGUCACUUAUCCGAACCAACGGCUAGACGUGCAACGGAAUUGGAAGCCGCAAGACCGCAAACGGUAGGCGAAGAAGAAUUACAACUGCAACUGGCUCUGGCUAUGUCCAGAGAAGAGGCAGAACAGGAAGAACAAAGAAGACGCAGCGACGACGUUAGAUUGCAAUUGGCGCUCAGUCAGAGUCAGCAAGAUUUUAAAACACCUGAAAAGCAGAGCCACAUGCUGGAUUUACUAGAUGUAAAUUUGGGAGAAGCGAGUGGAUCCUCUGUACAGACUGACCCUUGGGGUAUCCCGAUAACUGCGCCGCCGCCCAGACCGCAGUCUUUGGAUUUAUCCGAAUGUGAUGAAACAUACAAGCCGCAAAAUGAUCCGUGGAGCGUUCCAACAACGAGUACCACAUCGCCUGCGGUAGACCCAUGGACGCCCGUUCCUCCACAACGACCGAGAUCCUCAGCAGCCGCUAUCGAUCCAUGGCGUGCACCUGCCCCGUCUCCCGCCACAGUCGCGUCCCCGCCGCGUACGAAUGAUCCUUGGUCACCAGUUCCAUCCACUACUACAGAAUCAGAAACGAGCAAGUUACAGGCGGCUCAAGAUGGCAUGACGUCCCCGUCGCCAUCCUUCAACAAUUCGACGUUGACACAGAAUAUCGGUUUCGCAGCGCAAUCGCCUCGGCAUAUAGGUUUUAAUCUGCCACCGGUAACUUCGGCCGGUACCUUUAACACCAGCAACGGUUUCAAUGGCACCGCGCCAGGCUUCAACAACUUUCCUACUCAGAACAACGAUCAUGCCGGCGCGAGCCCACUUAGCGAUCUUGAUGAAUUCGAUGUGAUUACCAACCGGGGGAAGUUUGGCGCCAGUCCGCAGACAGUGAACAACGGCGGAACGGUAUCAUCGGGAGAUCCCUUUGACCUGGGCGGCAUGGGGGAAAACCUUCCCGCUAGCACUGGUGCAGUGAAGAAGACACCGCAAUCCUUCUUAGGGGAGAACUCUGCGCUCGUGAAUUUGGAUAACCUUGUCAGUGCUUCGGCGAUUAAGCCUACGGCUCCUGCGCCUGCAGCAAUUAUGUCAUAUUCGGCGAAUCCGUUUGCAACUGUGACGCCUCCGCCCCGUCCUACAAUCAAUCAGAUUCGACAAGAUCCAUGGACAGCGAAUUCAACAAGUUCUACGGCUAAUCCGUUCCUCUCGUAGCCCGAUGAAUCGAAAGCUCCGUAGUUAUCAUAGUCUACGAGACGUUUGCAAUUUUACAUGUAACCCUGUACGGUAUAGAACUCGGUUAACGGUAAAAUACGAUCUUGAUUAAACAGCAACUACGCGGGUAGGGAAAGACGCAAGUAACAUUACUGUAAAACGGAGCGAACAUCUUUAUUAAUGAAUUUCUCAUUGGGAACCUCAAGGAUGAAACACUUCGCAAUGAUGAUGAUGUUGAUGAUAAUGAUAAUGAUAAUGAUAGUGGUGAUGAUAAUGAUGAAACACAUUUAUGGUCACUGUACAAGCUUUUCUUUUCUUCUUUUUUUUCUUGCAUGUAUUACUCGCUUUUUAAAGUUUAUUGUGGAAUCAUCAGCUGAAAAACUGAUAGAAGUGUGGCAUAUAUGUGUAACUGAGCAAUGGUUAGGCGAUUGAAAGGUGAAUCAUGUUUUCUAACUUCGAACGCUUAAACGCGAUUCCUCUCUCCUACAUCUCCCAAAGUACGGCUAGAUUUUAUAUACUCCUUUCACUAUAUAGUCUAUUUUCUAUGUACGAAUCAAUUCAGGGAAAGAUUGCUUAGUAACAUCACUUCGCUGGGAUAAGGAUGUAAAAUAACGCUGGCGUUGAAAUCAGUUUAUGCGUUUUAUAUUUGUACACGCGUUUUCUAUGCGGUAAAAAUGAGAUCGUGAGACUGUACAAUCGUGAUUUGCAAGAGCAUUAUUAUAUCGAACAGGGUUUCGUUUGCAUCAUACGCUUGAAACACACGUCGAUUAUGAUCUGUAAAAAACAAAAAGGAAGAAAAUAUCAAUGUGGCUUGCUUUCUAACGAUAAGAAUCCAUAAUACGGGCAGCUACUGUGUGUUGCAAAAUGUGCAAGCGCGAAAUUCUUACACAGCCGUGCGGCUGAUCAUUCACGAAUAACGAUGUAUUGUGCGAUCUAUGAUACACCUAACGCACUUCUGCACGAGAAUGCAACUGCGAAAAGUAGCACUCACGCUGAAAAUACGCUGGAACAAUAAUCCGCAUUGUUUUUAUUACUUAGAUUUGCGGUUUCAAUCAAUCGUGAGCAUAUUUAUGUAAAUUUGGUGGAUCUUUAGCUGAAGAAUCAAACUAAAAAAAAAACAAACGAUAAGUAUUGCGUCUAUUGUAUUCGAGGAUUAGGGACAUUUAAAUUAAAAUACCGGUACAUUAUUUCUAAGACUACUUUUGUGGACAGUUGUUUAUCGAAACACCCAAAGCUAUUUAAAGAGCAAAGUCGCGCUUCUUGAGCGAUCGCAGUAAGUCUCGCAAAAUUGUUCUUGCCUAAAUAGGCAAGCGAAAUCGCUAUCAUAUUUUUCAAAUUUACAUGACUCCGAAAUAGGAAUCAAAUUUUUUUACAUAUGAGACAAGUUACAGGCGUAUCUUAAUUUACACAAGGAAUGUACAUACAUUACAGCAUAUCGUUCCCCAUUUGUCAAUUGUUUGUACUAUUUUUAACGAUGGAUAUAUUGGUAAACAAGUUUUAGUGAUACUGGAAAGCUUGCACACAGGACGUUGUCAUUCUGUGUUUGCAGGACAACUUGUUAAAUUGUUUUUUUUUUUUUCUCUCUUAGAUAUGCUAACUGUAUCAAUGAUAUGCAUCUGCUACUACGUGAUCUAAUAUUUAUCUGUUUAUGAGUAGUAUAUAGAUCAAAGAUACAAUUUUUCCAGGCGAAAUCGUUAAUCUCGUGCAUGUAUGGAUCAUCUUUUUCUUCAAAAUAAUGCAUUUUACAAUUUUAUACAAAGAAACUUCUUAGCUAUGAAGCAUUGACAAAGGGGAACUGUAUUCGCUUAUCUACUCAAGUAAAUCAGAAAUUGCACGAUUCAAGCUGUUCUACGUAACGUCGAGCAAAUAAUUCCAAUGUAUUAUUUAUCGUUAAAUCUAUAAUUUCUGUUGGCUUUAUGCAAUUUUAACAUAUACUUGCUUAUAUGAGUGAAAUUGUAUAUUUAAUAUCUAUUAUUUAUCCAGAUGUUCGCCAGGAUAUGAAGUUAAAUUGUACGUGAUACGUGCACAUUGACGCAUAAAGAUUUUUAUUGUACGAUAACUUAGCGAUUUGAAGAUAUGGAUUCCAUUAGUCAUCAUGCUAAUUAAAUAUCGGAUGAUGUACCCUGUAUUUCUUGAUUUCGUUUAUGUACCUAUAUUUUUUUACCUGUUUUAUUUAAGUAACAAAUAUGAAAUCAUGAUAUAUACACAGCUUCAUCUCUGUGCGAACAAUGGAAUAUUCUUGUUUAGCUUUUAGAGCCGAUGUAAUUGCAGAAAAAUUCAAAGAACAUUUAUAUAAAUAAAUAUUAUAUAUUUUAGUAGAUU